AUGUUCGCGGUACCCGGAUGGAACGUCUCCGCGCAGGUCCAGACGCAGGUCGAAGCGCCCAAGCCAAAGGAUCAGACUAAACCUGGAAAGAAGGCGCAGAAGCGCAAGGAAAGGCGCGAAGAGAAGGAGGUCAAUGCGGAUAAUUUGGCUGAAAAAUGGGAGAGCAUAACGAGUGGCAAGAGUGGAGAGGUCAAGCAGAGUAAGACAUCGGAGGCAGAUGGCACGGUAGAGGCAGAUGAUGCGGCGCAAGAGAAGCGCGGGAAGAAGAGGAAGAGGGGAAAGUCUGGAGGCAAUAAGGAUAGACAGCCGGACGAGGAUGGUACAAAGGAAGCAGAGGAAGUAGUAGGAGAAGCGAAACCUUCUCCUGCAAAGGCUUCUGAAGAAAAGAGUGCAACCACCGAUGGCGAGUCGAAACGCGACAAGAAGAAGCGCAAGAAGGAGUCGAAAGCCGACAAACUCCUCGCGGCGAACGCAGCCGAAGCAAAAGCUGUGCCAGUGGCACCAACUCUCGAAAACCUCCUGCCCGAGCCUAAGGGCCUCACACCGCUGCAACGAUCUAUGCGUAGCAAGCUAGCCAGCGCCCGAUUCCGCCAUCUCAAUGAAGCACUCUACACGAAACCUUCUGCCGACAGCGCUUCGCUCUUCAAAGAAGACCCCUCCAUGUUCGAAGACUACCACCGUGGUUUCGCCCAACAAGUCGAAGUAUGGCCCUCGAAUCCCGUCGACAGCUACGUAAAUAGCAUCCUCGUCCGCGCCAAACUCCGCAACAAAGACCAGCGCAAAGACCGCAAAGCACAAAAUAAAUCCGCCGUACGCCGUGGCCCCGGCUUCGAAGACGAGCAAGACACUACAUCCAUCGCGCCUCCCCGCGGCGACGCCAAACCCCUCCCCCGCGACUUCAAAGGCCACAGCACAAUCGCCGACCUAGGCUGCGGCACGGCCUCUCUCUCCUACCGCCUGCAACCCCACCUGGCCUCCCUAAACCUAACCUUCCACUCCUUCGACCUCUCGCAACCCAGCGGCCCCUCCGGCCCCCUCGUCACCGUCGCCGACAUCGCCGCCCUCCCCCUCGCCGACAACAGCGUCGACGUCGCAAUCUUCUGCCUCGCCCUCAUGGGCACAAACUGGCUCGACUUCAUCGACGAGGCAUAUCGCAUCUUGCGCUGGCGCGGCGAACUAUGGGUGUCAGAGAUCAAAUCGAGGUUUGGCCGUGUGGACAAGAAGAAAGGUGGUGUGCCGAUUAAUUCGAUUGGGUCGCUGAGGAAAAACGUGGAUACAUUGAAGAAUAAGAAUAAGAAGAAGGGGGCGCAAAAGGGAGACAAGGCGCCGGAGGAGGGCCCAGAGGAUUCAGAAGAUGAGGCGGAGCUGGCGGUUGUGGUGGAUGGACAGGAUGCAAAGGAGGGAACAGAUGUAUCGGCUUUUGUCAAUGUUCUGCGCAAACACGGGUUUGUGCUCGAUGCGCUGCCAGAGCGACCAGGGGAUGCGAUUGAUCUGAGCAACAAGAUGUUUGUCAAGAUGCAGUUUGUCAAGGCGGCGCAUCCCAGCCGGGGCAAGAACGCACGUGAGGAUCAAAAGGAGGGGGCUGUGGCGCAGAGGGGUGGCGGGCUCAAGUUUGGGCUCAAGGGCAAGCGUAUGGGCUUGGGUGGUGGGGAUGAGGAUGAGGGAGAGGCAGACAAUGCGGUGUUGAAGCCGUGUUUGUACAAGAUUAGGUAA
Bipolaris oryzae ATCC 44560 is the source of this 1713-nucleotide messenger RNA. RefSeq lists its product as uncharacterized. NCBI's taxonomy places the organism in Eukaryota, Fungi, Ascomycota, Dothideomycetes, Pleosporales, Pleosporaceae. Gene Ontology annotation, cellular component: nucleolus. The transcript is spliced from 2 exons. Bases 1 to 1713 code for a protein of 570 amino acids. The record is from RefSeq and is a predicted model, not a curated record. Gene Ontology annotation, biological process: ribosomal large subunit biogenesis; rRNA methylation. Gene Ontology annotation, molecular function: rRNA (adenine) methyltransferase activity.